AGUUGGUUGGAGGGUGAGAGGAGGUUAGCUUCGCAGACAACGCACAUUGAUACAUGAACUGUGAAGACCAGAUUGCUAAGAGCAUGACAUAAGUAUCAUAGAUCGAAAAUGGCAAUAAGAGAAUUAAAAAUCUGCCUCCUUGGGGAUACGGGGGUUGGGAAGUCGAGUAUAGUGUGUCGAUUCGUCCAAGACACCUUCGAUGUUAAUACUCUGCCUACAAUUGGUGCGUCCUUCAUGACUAAGACUGUGAGCUGUGGAAAUGAGCUCCAUAAGUUUUUGAUUUGGGAUACAGCUGGACAAGAGCGGUUCCAUUCGCUGGCUCCAAUGUAUUACCGUGGAUCGGCUGCAGCUGUUAUAGUUUACGAUAUCACCAAUGAGGAAUCAUUCUACACUUUGAAGAAAUGGGUAAAGGAACUGAAGGAACAUGGGCCUGAGGACAUUGUGGUUGCGAUUGCUGGAAACAAGUGUGACCUAGCUGACAUGAGAGAGGUCACAGUGAAGGACGCCUUAGAAUAUGUUAAGUUCAUAAACGCGAUUUUUGUUGAAACAAGUGCAAAGAAUGCCAUUAAUGUUGCUGAGCUGUUUGAAAGAAUCAGUCAGCAAAUUCCACCUCUGGAUCCCUCUCAGAUCAACAACAAUGGAGCUUUCAAAGUUGGAAGGCACACGGUGCAAUCGAGUAAGCGUUGCUGCUGAGUUUUGCUGGAGAUCAAGGCCAAGCAGUAUUAAAUCAUCAUCCUCGUACCAAGUAGCAGAAUGGGGAAGAAAGAAAAACAAAACUUUUCUUUUGUGUUAUUGUUUGAAUUACUUAAUAGUCUCAAGGUUACCUCUCAGUUAUUGGAUUGCUGGCUCUUUCAUUCUAACACACUGCUAUUUCCACUUUCAUGAAAUUCAUUAGAAUAGGGAGCUCCACAGAGAGUAGAUUUACUAUGAAUGCGAACAUUAAAGUACCGGUUAUUAUUUUUGUUCAGCCUCUUUCGUCCUUUUGAUCUUUUUGGCCUUUAUUCUUCCUUUAUGAACAACCCAGAGAUUGAAUUUUUUAAACCAUUUUUCAAAUGUCCAGAAGUAAAUUAUGUUUUUGCUCGCUGUAACAAGUUCUCUGCCUGGCCCAAAGCUCUAAAGAUAAAUGCUUUAUCUGUAAAUUAGACCCUUUGAUAAAUAUCACAUUCAUCAAUUUCUAACUGAUUGGAAAGUACGGAACUAAUUACCAAAGACCCAUGGAAAACUGUAGAAGGCAGAAACUGUUCCUUUCAUGUUCCACAUUUAAAAUGUGUUAUGUAAAUGGUUAUAUGAAAGUUAAACUUUAUAAUAAUCCCGGGGGAUUACUUAUGAAAAAGAAAUUGUUUAUGGCAGUGGACAAUGAAGUCCAGAAAGAUCCAAAAACAGAACAGGGGUAUUUACUGCUAUCUGAUUUCAACCAGGGAGUGAGCAAACAUACUGACCUUUGUAGCCAACUGAAGAAAUCUGACAGGAUGUUUACUUCUCAUUAGUGACUGAUUCCUGUUCAUGGAAUAAAGAAAAGCCAUGUCUUUUCUGCUGGUUGUAGGGAUAAAUAGUUUACCAUAUUCACUGAUUAUGCCCAGAAAUGACUAGUUAAUCCCCGUUAAGGAUCAAUGAGUACAGGAGAGAGGUUGGGUAGGUGGGAGUAGGUGGAAUAUAAUAUUAAUGAAAAGAGUCCCUCUACAAAUGUGUGAAAUUACCAGGUCUUAAUUAACAAUACAAUUGAAAGAACUAGAAUAGUUCAGGUUUAAAAUAAUCAUUAUGUAAACAUGGCACACUCUAAUGCUGAAGAGUUAAGAUUAAAAUUUUUACCUGUUUAAUUUACAUAAUGUAGCCAAAACAAUAACUGUAUGUAUACAAGCAUUAUGUAUACUGCUUUUCCAAUUCAUGCUCCAAGUUCAGGCAGUCUUUAUAUUUGUACUUCCAUUUUCAUCAUGAGGCAUUAUUAUGGACCAGUGGAGUUUUUCUGCUGAUUUUCUUCCAAUUUGUGUUUAACCAUGAAGAUAUUAUGUGCUGUGGACGUGUAUUUAAAACUGGAUGAAACUUUCAAAUAGUUAUGUAAGCUUUUUUUUUGCAUCAUUCUUCCUUGAUCUAUUAAUUUCAUUAACAAAUUUCAUUCACCUAGCGGUUUGUAAAUCUUUGUGUACAAUAUAUGACCAAUAUUUACUGUAAGGUGCAAAAACUCUCCUCCCUUUUCUUUGCAAAUUACAUCAGCUUUUGCUAACCAGGCAAUGCAAUUCAGAGAUUGAAAAACUUGUAAUACCACCUACAGAAUAUCUGAUCACUGGGAGCCAUUGUGGAACUUUUUUACUGAUGAUACUUUGUGAAUGAACUGCACAAAGCCUAAACCAGGAAGUGCACAUUAGAAGUUAUUAAUGUUUUAAUAUUAAAAUAAAGAAGGGAAAGAGGGAAAUGAUAGAAAAAAAGCUGUCAAUAUACUUACAAUUUUUAACAAAAAAAAUUAAUAAUUUACUACUCUUACAAAAAUGUUUCAAUGACUUCAAGAAAUUGUUUGGCAGCAAUAACUGCCAUUAACAGGGAUAUUUAGACCAAAAUUGGAAAACACUUAGUAUUUUUAAGAUGAAUUUAUGUCCAUGUUUCAAUGAUAAAUAUUUCAUGCUAUUCAUUUUUGAAUAAGGUGUCUUACGGCAAUUGUAACUUCAGUGCAGAUUAUUAAGUAAUAUUACACCUUAGCCAACAACUUAAGAUUUUUGCACAUUUGUAAAGUAGUCCUUCAAUUUGUACUAAAUAACAAAAAGCAUUAUGAAUAUCAUAGUUGUUUGUACAGUAAAUUAUGGCCAAGUAUUUUGAUACCCUUGCAUCUUCGAUAUUUCCCAACUAUACCUCUAUCCCUUUCUUUAAAAAGAUUAAUCAACACAACCAAUCGGCAAUUGGUUAUGAUACAUGUAACAUGUUUCAUUCACUGUGUUACUUAGUUUCAGUGCAUCCCAAAAUCAGUCAUCUACUGUAGAGGGGCCAUUCAGCCCAUCAUGUCCAACCCAAACAUAAACAAGCCAUCUGGGAUUAUCUCUGUUCUGUAGUUUCACAUUGUAAUUACUCAUCCAGUUCAGUGUGACAAAGAUUUCUGUCUUUAUCGUUCUUUCAGAAAGUAAACUCUGGGUUCCUACCACCCUCUGAAUGAAAGCCAAAUUACAUUUUCCUCUCUCAGCUUCCUACAAAUUAACAUCUCAGUCCCUUCAUGUUGUGCUCUUUCCUAAGGGACUAGAUUAAUUUUUCUGCUUGCUGUCAUCGUACAUAGGAUGGUUAACUUACCUUGGCCUUGUGCAUCUUUUAAGGCUCUGUCAAAUUAUGACAAGCAUAUUUUUAACUUCUGCUUUCAUUAGGUUGAGCAAGCUUCAGGGUAAGAGAUGAGUGAGUGAGGUUUCCGGGAAAGACAUUUGUUGUUGCCCAUUAGCAACUGAAGAGCUGUAGAACAGUAUAUCUCUACGUUAUUCUUACUCCUGACUGGGAAUUCACCUAGGAAGAAAUCUCUUUACUCCCCACAGUGGCACAACAGAAAUGUUCCAGUGCUCCUGCAUUGCCUGAACAUUACUCUGCAGAAACCAGAAAGGUGAACAGUAGAUUGCUAAAAUAAACUAAUUAAGUUUUAUAAUUAUUCAAAAACCUUGAUAUGACUCAUUCAACAUUAAUGCAAAUCAAAUUAUUUGUUUAUUAUAAACGAUGUUUGUAGGCGCUUCCUGUAUGCAAAUUGGUUGCCUCAUUUCCUAAAUUACAACAAUGAUUGCAAAGAUAUUUCAAGGGCAGUAAAGUGAUUUUUCUGAGGCACUUUUGUUGUGCAAUUAUUGAACAUCUGCUGCCAUUGAUUUCUUUAAUUAUCCUGGUUUAAUAACCACAUAAUCAUUUAUCACAUAGGUUUUGAGAAUGAUUAUUGAAUUAUUUCAUUUUAUGGUGUCUGGUGUAACUUUCUGUAUAAAAAUGUCCCAACUAGAUUUUGGUUUUGAUGUAAUCGUAAUUAUAUAAAUACUGCAAAUGAAUCCAUAUUGUCCACAUGACAUUGGAAAUUGUAGCUACCAUUGUAAAGGAAAAUCUUUAUAGCAAUGUUGUGAUUUAUGGGUGUAUUUUAACAUGAAUCUACAUCAACAGGAACAACAUUGAUUUUGAUGAAUUGACACCAUGGCAACAGUUUGGAUAUUUUGUCAUUCAAGUGUAUCUCAUUUUAGUGCCAAGUAUAUUUUAAUAUUUUUAGAUUGGGCUGGCCCCAUGUAGAACAAGCCAACUGAAUGGGUACAAUGUCUGUUAUACUCUCUACUAAUACUGUAUAGUGUGACUAUAGGUAUAGUGAUGUGGCUUAAGAAAUACUGCCUUUUUCACAAAGUAAGCAGUUUCAAUGUACCUUUUAAUAAACAUUA
This is a messenger RNA of Mobula hypostoma (lesser devil ray), 4367 nucleotides long. RefSeq names its product RAB31, member RAS oncogene family (gene rab31). Gene Ontology annotation, molecular function: GTPase activity; GTP binding. The transcript is spliced from 7 exons. Lineage: Eukaryota; Metazoa; Chordata; Chondrichthyes; Myliobatiformes; Myliobatidae. The record is from RefSeq and is a predicted model, not a curated record. Gene Ontology annotation, biological process: vesicle-mediated transport. The coding region runs from base 109 to 693 and encodes 194 amino acids.